Messenger RNA from Astyanax mexicanus (Mexican tetra), 1360 nucleotides. RefSeq lists its product as uncharacterized. Lineage: Eukaryota; Metazoa; Chordata; Actinopteri; Characiformes; Acestrorhamphidae. Bases 463 to 1218 code for a protein of 251 amino acids. The record is from RefSeq and is a predicted model, not a curated record. The transcript is spliced from 4 exons.
CAAGGCAAAAAAAAAAGAGAAAUGUUAAAAACAUUUAAAAACGGUGCUGCCCCUUUAAGAGAAGUGCGGGUAAAAAGAGCAGGGUCUCCGUUCCCUCCUUUAGUCUGCGCUGAUGGCUGAAGUGAGAGGUAUGUAGAGCAACUUGUGAAAAGCAAAACCCACAUGAGGUUUAAAAUAACGAGUGAAAGUGUUCUGUUUUAGUGUAAAUUGAUUAUAGUAGUGCUGGAAAAUAUUAAAAAUAUGUUCUCUGUUGAGCUUGUAGUUGUAAAAGGGGGAUUUCUGUUGAGUGUGGGGGAUGGGUGAAGCUAGUGUAUUUGUAGGUCACAGCUAGCUAACUAAAGCACUGAUUAUAUGGUCUAGCUACUGAAAUAUUGAGAUUUUUGUUCUCUUUAUAUUAUUUUAGGAGUUUUGAUGCUGUGUCCUCUCACUAACAACAAAUACUGAUCUCAUUUGCAACUCAGAAUGUUUUCACGGCCAACACCCUACAACAGGGAGGCUCCCAUAAGACUGAAAUGCAUCGCAAAACAAGUGGUGACAAGGGCAGAGAGCUGGGAGAUGGUGGAAGGCUUGGUAGUAGCAAAGACAAAUAAAGUCACAGCUACUUGUGCACUGUCAGAUGGCAAGCGCCUUGUGCUUGCUCAUCUGAAAGAUGCAGACUGUGUACGCGUAGAUGAAGGCAUGUCGUACUUCAUCAAAAAUUCUAAUUUGAUUUCUCGGUAUGGAGAGGACAAGUUAUUCUUCACACCUUCUACGGUAGUGUACAAAGCAGCCAAUGUAUCUGUUGCACUCGAAUUAGAGGCUCGCUGCUACCAAGCCAUCCACCCCAAUUCUAAAGACCCUGAAGAGCCAUUGAACGGAGAGGAUUAUUAUACUCUCCAGGGGGAAGUCGUUAAAGCCACAAAGAAUGGGCCUGUGCCCAUCAGAGACGUUUCCCUUAAAAGUAAAACAAGGGACCUGGAAGUCUCCUUGUGGAGAGAUGCAGCAACAGAGGAGCUCACGCUAGGCCAACCUGUCAACCUCUCCCACCUGAAAUGGAGAAUACGGGAUGGGAAGUUUAAUUCCACCGCCUACACUGUAGUCCAGAAAACAGAGGUCUCCAUCAAGAAAUGCACUGUGGAGAUUGUGGGGGUCUCUUCAGACGCAAAAUCAGGUGUCACCAUCCUCCUUACCACCGAGAUGGACGAAUAUGUACUUCCGCCCACUGUGUGGAGCGGCUAAGCAGACACUAUUGUGGCUGCUUUGCCACUCAAAGUAAACAUUGUGAAAGAAGGGAAUGUAAUUACGGAAAUUGAAAGCCCAAAAUUGAAUGAGGCUUAAGUGUUCGUUUUUAUAUGUUCAUAAUUAGCUUGUUGGGGUUUGC